Scedosporium apiospermum is the source of this 2010-nucleotide messenger RNA. Its product is annotated as Phosphatidylinositol 4-kinase LSB6. Lineage: Eukaryota; Fungi; Ascomycota; Sordariomycetes; Microascales; Microascaceae. Gene Ontology annotation, cellular component: lysosomal membrane; fungal-type vacuole membrane; plasma membrane. The record is from RefSeq and is a predicted model, not a curated record. The coding region runs from base 1 to 2010 and encodes 669 amino acids. Gene Ontology annotation, biological process: endosome organization; Golgi organization; phosphatidylinositol phosphate biosynthetic process. Gene Ontology annotation, molecular function: 1-phosphatidylinositol 4-kinase activity. The transcript has 3 exons.
AUGGCCCCCACACGCCCCGCAACGACGGGAUACGAACGCCUCGCCCAAGCCGACCGAUUUAGCGAUGACUCGGAUGACGAUGAUCUCGCCCAGAGCUUUUCUUCUCUACAACCUCCACGCGCCCAAUAUAGUUCCUCACAAUACGCGCGUUCUGACCGAGGAGCUGGUCGGUCCGGAUAUCGUAAUCGGCGUGGAAGCAACGCCGGCGUCGACUUGAAGGCUAUCAAUGCCAGACUGGAGAAAUGGGCCGAUGAAAUUGCUUCCAAGUUCAAGCGUACAAGAGCCACAACCCCCGGCGAGGAGGAACGGUUAGAGAUACAUCACUCAGUGUUUCGAUCUCCCGAAGGAAUCCGGCCCGUCACACCCGGAGAGCUUGCCGAGUACCAAGCAGCCAUGUCUAAACAAGAGUUUGAGGAAAUUGUCGAUAGCGUAAGGACCGCUAUUGAGCAAGGAGUGCACCCCCGGAUGAUUUCCCAGGGAAGCUCGGGUAGCUACUUCGCUCGGAAUACGUCGGGAAAGGUGGUAGGUGUCUUCAAGCCGAAGGAUGAAGAGCCUUAUGCAGCCGGAAACCCAAAGUGGAAUAAAUGGAUACACCGAAACCUCUUCCCUUGCUGCUUUGGCCGAGCGUGCCUCAUUCCGAAUCUGUCGUACGUCAGUGAAGCUGCUGCCUACACAUUAGACUGCCAAUUGCAGACCAACCUGGUACCCUACACCGACGUUGUCUACCUCUCAUCUAAAUCGUUCCACUAUCCAUUCUGGGACCGACACAGCUUCUACCGCAAGAAGAAGCCCCUCCCCUCCAAACCCGGAAGCUUCCAGGUCUUCCUUAAGGGCUUCAAGGAUGCCAACGUCUUCCUCCGCGAGCACCCUUGGCCCGAUCAGUAUCUGUCCGGAUUUCGCACAAACGACUCCCACAGGAAGCGAAGGAGGAGAUGGGCAGAUAACUGCCGACCCAGCCGGUCAUCACCUGCCGGUGACUCGGACAGUGAAGGGGAAUCGGCGGAGGCUCUUUCACCAGGGCCUAACCAUUUUGUCUGGACGGAAACUUUGAAGCAGUCAUUUAGAGAAGAGUUGGAGAAGCUCGUCAUUUUGGAUUACAUCAUGAGAAACACGGAUCGAGGGCUGGAUAAUUGGAUGGUUAAGGUCGAUUGGGAGACCCAGCAAGUAUCCAUCACCUCGGAACCUAUACAAAUGAACCUAAGGGAUGGGGAGGAGGAAGACUCCGUUGGGCCUCGGCCAUACGAGCUCCGCAAGGUCUUCCAAAUCGACCCCGAUUUCAAGGAACGCAUGUUCGCAAAGCAAAUCGCCGUUAUGAAGGGCCAAGCGUGGAACGUGGUCGAAACGCUCAAAACGCCCGACCACGGCCCUCUCGAACUCACCCGCCGCGCCAAGGUUUGCGUCUGGGAUGACCUCGUGGACGUUCCCGUCGCGGUGCCCAUGCGCGUGACAUCGUCCGAAUUCCGCCGCGGCUCAACCCACCGGCGCGACUCGAUAGACGAAAUGGACAUUGGCGCCGUAGCUUCGUCUGCGCCGACGACCGUUUCGGACGGCGACCUUCUUGGUGUCGCCGCGAGUCCGCCGCCAGCUGAUAUGCCCCAUCCCGGCCGCUUCGAGCUGACCCCCUCGGGCGAUGACGGCCGGUCUCCGGAUGAGGUCUCUGUGAACGCUGCUCCCAAUUCGAAACGGCCAGUGCCUCCGAGGAAAGCUGACUCCGAGUCCGAGCCUGCUACCGGCUCGAGGCCGAGAAUGAGCUACCAGGGUCCGUCGAGGGCGGCCCUUAACAUGUACGCGCCGCCGAGGCAUAUUCGACGGUACUCACAUGCGGCGCUGGCCUCGAAGAGGACGAAUAGCAUAGCGCAGCAACUCUACGGUGACGUUCUUGAUGAGGACGACCUCGAGGGAGAUCUUGGCUACGCUGCUGCGGAGGGCAUGGAGGGGAUUCACCGCAAGGUCAUUGUUGAGCGGUUGGAGAUGGUGAAGUCAAAGAAUCCAGUUUUCAGCUGCUGGUAA